Molecule: messenger RNA, 2042 nt
Organism: Monopterus albus (swamp eel)
Lineage: Eukaryota; Metazoa; Chordata; Actinopteri; Synbranchiformes; Synbranchidae
Gene: psmd12
Product: proteasome 26S subunit, non-ATPase 12
Exons: 11
Coding region: 273-1646 (457 amino acids)
Cellular component (GO): cytoplasm; proteasome regulatory particle, lid subcomplex
Source: RefSeq, a predicted model, not a curated record
CUUGGCGUACCUGAUAAACAACUAAAUGAGAGUACUGAAUAUAUUAUUUGAAAAAUACACUGACCCGAAAAAACACCAUAAAUGCCUGUCUGAAACAUCCUUGAAGGGUCCUCACUGGGUCCUUCAGGCGCCUCACACAACUAUUCGGUUCUCUCCCCUGAUUGGUCAGCUUUAUCCGUUUCGUUCAUUUGACAAGCAAAAUAGUGCUAGGCUGAGUUUGAUCGUGAGAAAAGAAAAGCUCUGUACAUUAUCUUCACCUGUAUACAGCAAGCAUGUCCGAGGAGCGGUCUGAAAGAUCUGAUGGGAAGAUGGUGAAGAUGGAGAUUGACUACAGUUCAACUGUAGACCAGCGUCUACCGGAAUGCGAAAAAAUGGCUAAAGAGGGCAAACUGCAAGAGGCUAUUGAGGGCUUGUUGUCAUUGGAGAAGCAAACCAGAACAGCAUCUGACAUGGUGUCCACUUCCAGAAUCCUUGUAGCUGUGGUCCAGAUGUGCUAUGAAGCCAAAGACUGGGAUUCCCUGAAUGAAAACAUCAUGUUGCUCUCCAAAAGGAGGAGCCAGCUCAAACAGGCGGUUGCCAAAAUGGUGCAAGAAUGUUACAAAUAUGUGGAUGCUGUCGCUGAUCUGACCAUCAAGCUGAGACUUAUAGACACGCUUCGCACUGUGACUGCUGGCAAGAUCUACGUAGAGAUUGAGCGUGCCAGACUGACAAAGACCUUAGCCAAUAUCAAGGAACAGAGUGGAGAUGUCAACGAGGCUGCUUCCAUUCUCCAGGAAUUGCAAGUGGAGACCUAUGGCUCCAUGGAGAAAAAGGAGAAGGUGGAGUUUAUCUUGGAACAGAUGAGGCUUUGCAUUGCUGUCAAAGAUUAUAUUCGCACCCAGAUCAUCAGCAAGAAGAUAAACACCAAAUUCUUCCAAGAGGAGGGCACCGAGGAGUUGAAGCUGAAGUAUUACAACCUGAUGAUUCAGGUGGACCAGCACGAGGGCUCCUACCUGUCUAUCUGUAAGCACUACAGGGCCAUUUAUGACACCCCCUGCAUCUUGGAGGACAGCAGCAAAUGGCAGCAGGCCCUGAAGAGUGUGGUGCUGUACGUGAUUCUUUCCCCUUAUGAUAACGAGCAGUCAGACCUCGUGCACAGAAUCAGCGCAGACAAGAAACUGGAGGAAAUCCCUAAAUACAAGGACCUUCUGAAACAGUUCACCACUAUGGAGCUGAUGCGCUGGACCUCCCUGGUGGAAGACUAUGGGAAGGAGCUGAGGGAGGGCUCACCCGACAGCCCUGCCACAGAUGUCUUCUCUUACACAGAAGAGGGGGAGAAAAGGUGGAAGGACCUGAAAAACAGAGUGGUGGAGCAUAGACGGAGGUCAAACAUGGCUAAAUAUUACACCAGAAUCACAAUGAAGAGGAUGGCUGGACUCCUUGACCUCUCCAUUGAUGAAUCUGAGGAGUUCCUCUCCAACCUAGUUGUGAACAAGACCAUCUAUGCCAAGGUGGACCGGCUGGCUGGCAUCAUCAACUUCCAGAGGCCCAAAGAUCCCAACGACCUGCUCAACGACUGGUCUCACAAACUCAGCUCUCUUAUGGCACUGGUCAACAAAACCACACAUCUCAUUGCCAAGGAGGAGAUGAUCCACAACCUGCAGUGAAAUAAGAACUUAGUGCAUUAUUUUUAUGUUUUGGUCCAUGUUAGUUGUUUUUCCUUUCGUGGAUUUUUUUUUUUUAAUGUAUAUAUACAGUAUAUUGGCAGACUGUGAAUACAGCUUUAUUCCAAUGUUCUGUAAUUGGAGAAAAAUUUGCAGUAUAUACACAGCCUACCAACUUUUUUUUUCUUUUUUUUUUACUGUCAAGUAAUGCAUUGAGAAUAAAUACACGAGCACCUCCCCUCUUUGCAUCCCUCUGUUGGUGUCAUCAAAGACUGGAUCUCCACAUACGUUUCCCAUUGCCAUUUGUGGAACAUGCCACCAUACAAUCAUUUAGCAUUUAUUGCUAUAUGACAAUAUGGCUGAAAACCCUCCUCUUACAUAUAUACUUGGUAAUGUAAA